CAUCACCGUGUUUUGAAAUUUGAAUUUUGCUUAUUUAAUUUCCUCAGAGGUUAUAUUAUGCUAAGAAAUCUGUAAAUAAAUUUAAUAUCAUUAGUAUAUGCAUAUUUCUAUAUAAUGGACAAAGACAAACAAAUCAGUAAAAAAUGUAAACGGUUUUCAGCGAGGUUAAAAACUUCUAAGGGAGUUUUAUGCAUAGAUAAACCAUGUUCGAAAAUUGUUCUAUGCAAUGUAGGACAAGCUACAGGCUUUAGUAAAGAAGAAAUUCAUGGAAUGGUGGAACUGUUACCAGAUGUCAAUCUUUUGAAAUAUAUAGCGGAAAAAGGAGAAUCACAUUCCUAUGUUGUUUUCGAUAAUACGAAGAGUGCAGAGUUAUUUUACAACACAUUCAAUGGUACAGCAAAAGCGAAAAAUAAUGACACAUUGAUUUAUAUGAAUUAUGUUGAAGAUGUACCAAAUGAUGAAAUAAUCUGUACAGCAGACAAUCCUAAAGGCCUACAAGUACUACCUGACUUCAUAUCAGCUGAAGAAGAACAACACUUUUUACAAAUAUUUGAUUGGAUAGACAAUUCUAAUUUAAAGAACCGUCAAGUGAAACAUUAUGGCUACGAAUUUAGAUAUGGAAGCAAUGAUGUAGAUUUAACUGCUCCAUUGUCAGAAAAAAUACCACCAGAGUGUGAUGUACUAUGGAAAAGGCUACGGGAACAAGGUUUUGACAUUGAAGUACCUGACCAGUUAACAGUUAAUAAAUAUAGUCCUGGACAAGGCAUUCCAUCCCAUGUUGACCGUCACAGUCCAUUCGGAGACACAAUCCUGUCUCUAUCUCUAGGAUCAUCUGUUUUGAUGGAUUGGAAACACCAUAGUGGCAAAUAUGUUCCAAUCAUAGUUCUAUCUCGCUCCAUAAUGGUUAUGCAAGAUGAAGCUAGAUACGACUGGCAACACGGCAUUCAGCCGCGUACAUGGGACCCCAUUAUAGAAAUGAGAAAAGAUCCAGAAACAUCCAACAAUAUUAAAGUUAUAACCAGUGACACAAGACCCCGUGGUACUAGAAUAUCGCUAACCUUCAGGAAGACGAGGCAGGGGCCUUGCGAGUGUGGUUAUAAAGUGCUUUGUGAUAGAGGGAGUAAAGAGAUUGAUGAUGAAGUGGCUUCGCAUCUUGAGGAGCUGCAUGUACAUCAGGUGUACGAACAAAUAGCAGGCCACUUCAGCACAACGCGGCACAAGCCCUGGCCGAAAGUGCAGGAGUUUAUGAUGAACACUACACCUGGAUCCAUCGUUUUGGAUCUUGGAGCUGGAAACGGCAAGAAUAUACUCAAUAGGAAUGAUAUUAUACAGAUAGCGUGCGAGCGCAGCGCUGGGCUGCUAGCUGAGUGCGCGGCGCACACCGCGUCAGUGUGCGGCGCGCAGUGCGUGCGGCUGGACGUGCUGUACGCGCCGCUCGUCGAUGCGUGUGCGGACGUAGCGCUGUGCAUCGCUGUGGUACACCACUUUUGUAGCGAGGCUAGAAGGAAACAAGCAAUUAGUACGAUCGCCCGCCUCUUGCGGCCCGGCGGCAGAGCUCUCAUCACAGUCUGGGCAAAAGACCAAAAGAAAUCCAACUACAUCGUCCCAACUAAAGAAAACUCCGACACAAACGUCGUCACAACUGUCGGUGGUCUCAAUCUACCCGUACACGAAAACCGAACCCAGUUCCAGCACAACGAUUUACUCGUUCCGUGGAAAUUGAGACAGGUGAACAAUAAAAAACUGUCAAAUGAAGCGAAUACGACGUUUUUGCGGUAUUACCACGUGUUUGAAAAGGGAGAAUUGGAUAAGUUAUGUGAUCUACCCGAUUUGGUAAUAGAGGACAGUUUCUAUGAAGAAGGGAAUUGGUGUGUCAUUUGUAAAAAACUGUAAUUAUGUAUUAUUUUGUAUAAUGUUUAUUAAAUAUAUUUUAUUUUUACCAUA
Colias croceus (clouded yellow) is the source of this 1944-nucleotide messenger RNA. Its product is annotated as alkylated DNA repair protein alkB homolog 8. Gene Ontology annotation, cellular component: nucleus; cytoplasm. Gene Ontology annotation, biological process: tRNA wobble uridine modification. Bases 115 to 1893 code for a protein of 592 amino acids. Lineage: Eukaryota; Metazoa; Arthropoda; Insecta; Lepidoptera; Pieridae. The record is from RefSeq and is a predicted model, not a curated record. Gene Ontology annotation, molecular function: S-adenosylmethionine-dependent methyltransferase activity; tRNA binding. The transcript has 8 exons.